AUGGCGUCAGAGAAGCCGCAGAAGAUCGCCAUCCUCUCCGUCUACGAUAAGACGGGUCUUCUCGACCUAGCUAAGGGCUUGGUGAAGCAGAACAUCCGUCUUCUCGCUUCCGGAGGUACAGCAAAGCUCAUCCGUGAGGGUGGCUUCCCAGUCGAGGAUGUCUCGGCCAUCACCAAGGCUCCGGAGAUGCUGUCCGGUAGGGUCAAGACGCUGCACCCUGCCGUGCACGCAGGCAUUCUGGCGCGAGACCUAGCGUCGGACGAGAAGGAUCUGGCGGAGCAGAACAUCAAUAAAGUCGACUAUGUCAUCUGCAACCUGUACCCAUUCAAAGACACGGUCGCGAAGAUCAAUGUUACAAUACCGGAAGCGGUGGAGGAGAUAGACAUAGGCGGAGUUACUUUGAUACGAGCGGCAGCGAAGAACCACACGCGAGUUACUAUCCUGAGCGAUCCGGAAGACUACCAUGACUUCUUGCAGGAGCUGGAGAAGGGCGAGGUGACGGAGAAGAGUCGGCAGCUGUAUGCGCUCAAGGCGUUCUCGCAUACGGCAGACUACGACAACGCCAUAUCCGACUUCUUCCGCAAGAAGUAUGCGGGGGAUGGGUUACAGCAGCUCUCGCUGCGGUACGGCGCCAAUCCGCACCAGAAGCCUGCGUCGGCGUUCAUGGCCGAUCGACCGCUGCCAUUCAAAGUGUUGGCUGGCGCUCCCGGGUAUAUCAACCUGCUCGAUGCCCUCAAUGCAUGGCCGCUCGUCAAGGAGUUGAGCGAGGCGCUGGAUUAUCCAGCGGCGGCUUCGUUCAAGCACGUGUCACCAGCCGGCGCGGCGAUCGGCGUGCCUCUCAACGAACUUGAGAAGAAAGUGUAUAUGGUUGAAGACAUCGAAGGCCUUGAACAUUCCGGCCUGGCGCAAGCAUAUGCGCGAGCGCGAGGCGCAGACCGCAUGUCCAGUUUUGGCGACGUGAUCGCGCUUUCGCACGAAGUCGACGUGCCGACCGCGAAGAUCAUAGGCAAGGAAGUCAGCGACGGCAUCAUCGCGCCCGGAUACCAGCCUGAAGCGCUUGAGAUCUUGCGCAAGAAGAAGGGUGGCAAGUACCUCGUCCUGCAGAUGGACCGGUCAUACACCCCACCAAUGCAAGAACAACGGACCGUCUACGGCGUCAACCUGGUACAAGCUCACAACGACGCCCUCAUCACGCCACACAACACAUUCAACACGAUCAUUGUGCCGAAAGACUCGCCGCCUCUUCCGGAUUCCGCCUUACGUGACCUGACAGUCGCCACCAUCGCGCUCAAGUAUACUCAGUCAAACUCCGUCUGCUAUGCGCUCAAUGGCCAAGUCAUAGGUCUCGGCGCCGGCCAGCAGUCACGCAUCCACUGCACACGAUUAGCCGGCGACAAAGCCGACAACUGGUGGAUGCGCUUCCACGAGCGAGCAUUGGCUGUGAAGUGGAAGAAAGGCACCAAGCGAGCCGACAAGAGCAACGCCAUCGACCUGCUCUGCAGCGGCAUCGUGCCUGAGUUCGGUGCCGAGCGCGAGGACUGGGAGAAGAAUUUUGAGGAGGUGCCCAAGAUCUUUACACCUGAAGAGCGGAAAGCCUGGCUUGGAAAGCUUUCGGAGGUCGCCGUGAGCAGCGACGCUUUCUUCCCCUUUACUGAUAAUGUCUACCGGGUGGGCCGGAGUGGUGUGAAGUAUAUCGCUGCGCCGACGGGCAGUCAGAAUGACCAGCCUUGUUUCGAGACGGCGGAGAAGCUUGGCAUUACGUUUGUGGAGCAGCAUAUUCGCCUUUUCCAUCAUUGA
Messenger RNA from Baudoinia panamericana UAMH 10762, 1797 nucleotides. RefSeq lists its product as uncharacterized. The coding region runs from base 1 to 1797 and encodes 598 amino acids. Gene Ontology annotation, molecular function: IMP cyclohydrolase activity; phosphoribosylaminoimidazolecarboxamide formyltransferase activity. Gene Ontology annotation, biological process: 'de novo' IMP biosynthetic process. The record is from RefSeq and is a predicted model, not a curated record. The transcript has 2 exons. NCBI's taxonomy places the organism in Eukaryota, Fungi, Ascomycota, Dothideomycetes, Mycosphaerellales, Teratosphaeriaceae. Gene Ontology annotation, cellular component: cytosol.